Molecule: messenger RNA, 3400 nt
Organism: Girardinichthys multiradiatus
Lineage: Eukaryota; Metazoa; Chordata; Actinopteri; Cyprinodontiformes; Goodeidae
Product: nuclear factor 7, brain-like
Exons: 2
Coding region: 159-1544 (461 amino acids)
Molecular function (GO): zinc ion binding; protein binding
Source: RefSeq, a predicted model, not a curated record
CGUUGGUCCCUGCAGAGACUCACAGACGGAUCAGAUCCACCUUCAGACCAAACCAGCAGCUUCCUCUGAGUGAGUCCAGCUGCAGGAGAGGAACCUGGAGACCUCCAACACUGCUGCUUCAAGCUGCUCCACACACUGAAGCUUCAUUCAGAGACUAAAUGGCUUCCAGAUUAGAGGAGGAUCUCUGCUGUCCGGUCUGUCAGGACAUCUUCAAAGAUCCAGUUCUUCUGUCCUGUAGCCACAGCUUCUGUAAGGAGUGUCUGAAGAACUGGUGGAGAGAGAAACCAGUACAAGAGUGUCCAGUUUGUAAGAGGAGAUCUUCAAAAGGUCUUCCACCUCUCAACCUGGCUCUUAAGAACCUGUGUGAGACCUUCUUACAGCAGAGAGACCAGAGAUCUUCAGAGGAUCUCUGCAGUCUGCACUCUGAGAAGCUCAAACUCUUCUGUCUGGACCAUCAGCAGCCAGUGUGUCUCGUCUGCAGAGAUUCAGAAAAACACACCAAGCACAUAUUCAGACCCAUCAAUGAAGCUGCUCAGCAACACAAGAAGAACCUUCAGGAAACUCUGGAACCUUUGAAGAAGAUCCUGAAGCUCAGGAAGAAAGUUCAAGAGGAGUUUAAUCAGACAGCAGAACACGUGAAGGUCCAGGCCCGACACACAGAGAGGCUGAUUAAGGAGCAGUUUAAGAAGCUUCAUCAGUUUCUAGCAGAGGAAGAGGAGGCCAGGCUGGCUGCACUGAGGGAGGAAGAGGAGCAGAAGAGUGGGAUGAUGAAGGAGAAGAUGGAGGCUCUGAGCAGAGAGAUAACAGCUCUUUCAGCCACAGUCAGAGCCACAGAGGAGGAGCUGAGAGCUGAAGACGUCUCCUUCCUGCACAACUACAAGGCUGCAGUGGAAAGAGUCCAGCGCUGCCCCCUGCUGGAUGGUCCACAGCUGCCCUCAGAAGCUCUGAUAGACCAGGCCAAACAUCUGGGCAACCUGGCCUUCAACAUCUGGAGCAACAUGAAGAACAUGGUGUCCUACACUCCUCUCAUCCUGGAUCCAAACACUGCUGGUUCAAGACUCUUCUUGUCUGAAGAUCUGACCAGUGUGACUGUAGGAGAGGAACAGAAGCUUCCUGAUAAUCCAGAGAGGUUUGAUUACUGUUGGUCUGUCCUGAGUUCUGAGGGCUUUAACUCAGGGAACCACAGCUGGGAUGUAGAUGUUGGAGACAGUGGAGGCUGGGUGCUUGGUGUGAUAGCAGAGUCUGUCCAGAGGAAGAGAAUCAUAGAGUCUGGAUGGUUGUCUAUAUGUUUCUAUGAAGGUAAAUACUCAGCAUGGUCUCCACCAGCUCCUCCCACAGAUCUCUCAGUACAGAAGAAGCUCCAGAGGAUCAGAGUGAAUCUGGACUGGGACAGAGGAAAGCUGUCCUUAUCUGAUCUGGACACUAACACACACAUACACACCUUCACACACACCUUCACUGACAAGAUGUUUCCAUACAUCUCCACAAGGAAUCAAGCAACAAUCUUACCGAUGAAGAUCUCAGUGAGCAAACAGCAGCUCUGAUGUUCUCAGCAUGAAGAACAUAAAGUCCAAAUAAAACCUUAUUGAUCAGAUUGAAGCUCAGUGUUUUAAACAGGAAACUGGAGAUGAUCUGAUCUGGUCUGACUGAUCAUCUGGUUGCUUUCAGGUCAGCUUCAGAUCUGCUUAAUAAUCUGUCCAGAUGCUACAAACUAAAGGUGACAUGAAGUGGAUGAUGUGGAGUUCACCUGGAGAUCUUUACCUUCCUCUGUGACUGGACACUGACUCCAGGGGUCUCCAUGCUUCACAUCCUGUCUGCGAGCUCGCCUGACCCACAAACACAGAUCAGAACCUGAGAUGAGGUUCUGAAAUGCAUCAUCAAUAGUGUCUGAAUAACAAACUGAUCUUCAUUACAAAGAAAAUAUAUUGAAAACUGAAUUAAUGACAUUAUUUUGUCACCAAACUUCUCAACAUUCAUCCUCAGAUUAAAUCACAGGUGGACUUGAUAUUUGAGACUUCUGGAGACAACUGGUUUCACUGGAUUUAAUUUAGGGGAAUCAGAGUAAAGGGGCCUGAAUGGAAAUUGCAGAACAAGUUAACUUUUUCCUUUCUCAUCCAACUAAGGAUUUUCCGAGGACCCUGCCUCCUUGUUUUUCUGAAUCGCAGUUCAUCUUAAUUUUUCCUGAAGGAGGAAAAGACGACAACUUUCUGAGUCCUUCAUGGAGGCGUGAAUUCUCGUAACCUCGUUCCUGAACGGGAGAAGAGUCAAUCAAGUAAACUCGUCUCUUUUGUUAUUUUUCUAAUAGUCUGGGCAGGAUAAAGUAGGUUAGAAGAAGAACGAUCCAAGAUCGUCACUGUUUUAAAUCAAUGUGCUGUGAACUGUAUGCGACCGACCAUUAAGCUGAAUACUUCUAUGCAAACUUUAUUGAAUGUUGGUGUUUUCAGUGUUUUUAAUGUUAAUCUCUGCUUUCCCCUGGCUGAUAGUAAAUCAGCCACGAGUUAAAGUUGGAUUAUUGGAGUUAUUUGAAAUAAUUUCACAAUCUGAGUCUUGGAGCUGAUCUGAUUAUUCCUGUGUCUCAUCCUGUUUUAUUGCCCCUUGUUUCCCAUUGGUUUGCAUGUCAUUGUUUUGCUAUUGUUCAGGCUGGUUAGCAGUGGCGGUUCUAGGAAUUGUUCACUGGUGGGGGGGGGCCAAGGGGUGUUCAAAGGUGGCCACAUUAAUAAUAUGCAUGACAACAUGGAAGUUUUUAUAUGCAGAAAAUCCAACUAAUAUAGGCUCAAAUAAUUCAAAUAUUGUAAAAAUAAAUGUUUUAACUAACAGAUAAAGCAACAUCCUAAGACUCGUGAGCUUCUAAAUAAUGCACUGGAGCUAUAAAUAAACCAUCUGUGAUCAUAUGUCUGUACAAGCCAUCAAAAGAGUUGAAGACUAUAGCCUUUUACCUAAAAGUUGGCUGUUGUGAAACAAAUGAUCAAGUUGGCAUUAUGACAGCUGUACCUCUGUAAUCAUGAAAAAGCAUGAAGCAAUGUAUUGGUUGGAGUGACGGUCAUUUUUUAUUGUUUGUGUUGUAAAUAUUUAUGAAAAAUCUACAAAGAAAUAAAAGCAAACUCAGAAAUACUGAACAUAAAUGACAGAGCUGACAUCAUCCAUAUCAUCACAUUUUACAGUGUUUUAGCACAAUAAUAACCAGAUAGAACUAAAAUUGUUUCCCAGCUUACUCUCUCCAGUAAAUGACCUGUUGAAGAGACCUGAGCUUUUAAUGUACAUGUCUGUUGCUGUUUGAAGCUGCCAAAUAAUCACAUUGUUAGUCUUGUUACUCAUGGAGCAACAUUCCUGUUGUAAAACUGAAUAAUUUGACGGUUUGGAUGUCGACUGGCAAACUGUUUAAUAAAGUUAUCCAUAUGGA